AUGGCCAGAUGGGGACUCCAGCGCCUCGUCCGUCCCCCCCUCACGUCUCUCUCCAGAAUUCGCAUCCAGAUUUCUCUCGUCCUCCUCCUCUUACCACAUCAGAUCCCCGCCACCAGGCAGCAGCAGCCUCGCUGAAUCUGGAGCGGCGGCAUCGUCGUCCAGGGAGUUGGAAACUGGGGAAGACCAGGAUCCACCGAGGCGGCGGCCGGCAUGGGGCUCGAUUUGGGAGCCCUUGCCCUCAGGUACACGGGGCUCUCGGUCUCGGACCAUGACUCCAUCGUCGCGAUCAACAUCUUCGUGGCGCUGCUCUGCGGCUGCAUUGUCUUCGGCCACCUGCUGGAAGGGAACCGCUGGGUCAAUGAAUCCACCACCGCGCUUCUCAUGGGGCUGCUCACUGGGUUCGUGAUCCUGCUUGUCACCAAUGGGGUCAAUUCGCGCAUUCUUGUCUUCAGCGAGGAUAUAUUUUUCAUCUACUUGCUGCCGCCCAUCAUAUUUAAUGCUGGGUUUCAAGUAAAGAAAAAGCAAUUCUUCCGCAACUUUAUGACAAUUAUUUUGUUCGGUGCGGUUGGGACAUUGAUAUCCUUUGUAAUAAUCACCCUCGGUGCUAUGGGAUUGUUCAGCAAACUUGAUGUUGGUCCACUCCAGCUUGGGGACUAUCUUGCGAUUGGGGCUAUCUUCUCAGCGACAGAUUCUGUUUGCACCUUACAGGUGCUUAACCAGGACGAAGCACCCCUACUUUAUAGUCUGGUUUUUGGUGAAGGUGUAGUUAAUGAUGCUACAUCUGUUGUGCUCUUCAAUGCAAUUCAAAACAUUGAUAUUAAUCAUUUUGACGCCCUUGUUCUGCUACAAUUCAUCGGGAAAUUCCUCUACCUGUUCUUCACCAGCACCAUUCUUGGAGUAGCUGCUGGGCUGCUUAGUGCCUACAUUAUUAAGAAACUUUGUUUUGCAAGACACUCAACUGACAGAGAAGUUGCUAUCAUGAUACUCAUGGCAUACCUUUCGUAUAUGCUGUCAAUGCUGCUGGAUUUGAGUGGCAUUCUCACCGUGUUCUUCUGUGGAAUAGUGAUGUCACAUUACACUUGGCAUAAUGUCACUGAAAGCUCUAGGGUUACUACCAAGCAUACUUUUGCAACUUUAUCAUUCAUUGCUGAAAUUUUUCUUUUUCUCUAUGUCGGGAUGGAUGCAUUGGACAUCGAGAAAUGGAAAUUAGCUAGUAGCAGUCCUAAGAAACCAAUUGCUUUAAGCGCUGUUAUAAUGGGUUUGGUUAUGGUUGGAAGAGCAGCAUUCGUAUUCCCUUUAUCGUUCCUAUCCAACCUAAGUAAAAAAGAGUCGCGUACAAAGAUUUCCUUCAAGCAACAGGUAAUUAUAUGGUGGGCUGGUCUCAUGAGAGGAGCAGUUUCAAUUGCACUUGCUUAUAACAAGUUUACAACAUCUGGUCAUACUGCAGUCCGAGUUAAUGCUAUCAUGAUCACAAGCACAGUCAUUGUUGUUCUGUUCAGCACAAUGGUUUUUGGUUUGCUGACUAAGCCUCUGAUCAAUCUCCUCAUCCCACCGAGGCCUGGCAUGGCAGCUGAUAUCUCAAGCCAGUCAUUCCUAGACCCACUUCUUGGAAGCUUGUUGGGCUCCGACUUCGAUGUUGGUCAGGUCCCCCCUCAAACCAACCUUCAGCUUCUUCUCACCAUGCCGACCCGUUCCGUUCAUCGUGUGUGGCGCAAAUUCGAUGAUAGUUUCAUGCGCCCGGUGUUUGGGGGACGAGGCUUCGUCCCAUUCGUGCCUGGUUCACCGGUUGAGCGGAGCGUCCAAGGGCCUAGCCUGGGCACCGUGACGGAGGCAGAAGAUCAUAGUUGAGUUGAUGCUCAGAUGGUACAAGUAUUUCCUGUAAAUGUUCAUAUACCACUCAAUUUUGUUCUUGGAAUUUGUUGGUGUAUUCUUGCUUUGGUUGCUGUUUCCUGUGCAGAUAGUUUCUAUAGAACUACUUAAGCCGGUGUAGUUUUCUGGGAGCCAUUCCAGAAUCCAGAUGUACAUGUCAUCUGUAAAUUUCAUUGUUGUUCAGAAAGAAUAAUCAGAUAUUGGAUGUUAGCAACUUAGCAUCCAUUUAUUAAGUUGAGAGUUUCAGAUGGAAAACUACAAUGUACUUUUGGACUGAGCAUUCUCACGAAGAAUGCCACUUAUAGUUGUCGGUGUACCAUUUUGGAGA
Molecule: messenger RNA, 2197 nt
Organism: Brachypodium distachyon (stiff brome)
Lineage: Eukaryota; Viridiplantae; Streptophyta; Magnoliopsida; Poales; Poaceae
Product: sodium/hydrogen exchanger 2
Exons: 15
Coding region: 211-1848 (545 amino acids)
Biological process (GO): proton transmembrane transport; sodium ion transport; regulation of pH
Cellular component (GO): membrane
Molecular function (GO): sodium:proton antiporter activity
Source: RefSeq, a predicted model, not a curated record